UCUCCCAAACUGUCCCGGGACUCAGAGCUGCGCUUCUCCCGCUCCCCUCAGCUUCCUUAGGAUUUUGUUUCUCAGGGAUGGCCGCAUCUAUUCUGGAGGUAGGGAAUGUAAUUGAAGACACACGCUAUGGCUCCAGUCCUCUGGCUAUGUUAACUGCUACAUGUAACAAGUUUGGCAGCACAAGCCCCAUCAGGGAUUCUGCUACACCCGGUAAGACUGGUAGCACUACUCCAGUAAAGAAGUCCUACACCAUGACCUCCGACCUUCAGACAGCUAAGAACGGGCGGACCGCAGACGGCAGUGGCCUGGCGGACUCCUACACUGGCUCCUUCACCACAGCUGGAGGAGGCGGUGGCGGGCUGCUUACCCCGACUGGAAGCCCCCCUCCUUCAGCCGGAGGCUACACUACAGAAUAUAACCCUUUCUCCCACUCCUUCCAGACCUCUGUCUCCCAGGACCCGUCUCUUUUAGUGUCCAAGGCCCAUGCUACAGCCGAUUGCCUCACCAGUGUCUAUACCUCCCUGGAUAUGACACACCCCUAUGGCUCCUGGUAUAAAGCCGGUAUCCACCCUGGCAUUACUACUGCUCCAGCUAAUGCCACAUCCUCCUGGUGGGAUGUCCACCCCAACUCCAACUGGCUGUCAGCAACCCAGCCCCAGUCGGACGGAGGUCUCCAGGCCUCCUUGCAGCCUGUAGCACCCCAGGCCUCCCUUAGCCCACAGCUGCCCAGUUACAGCACCGACUUUACACAACUCAACCCAGCUCCUUACCCUUCCGUGGGACUGGGCUCCUCCUCACAUCUUCUCCAGCCCUCACAGCACAUGCUGCCCCAGGACAUGUAUAAGCCCAAGCCUGUGCCAAGUGCAGGGCUGAUUGAGAGUCCCAUGGGCCUAAAGCCAGCUAGGGGAUCAGGGGGCUACAGUGGAGGGGGCGCGCCCACCAGGUCCUCAUGUGACUGCCCCAACUGCCAGGAGCUGGAGAGGCUGGGGGCCUCAGCUGCAUCACUGAGGAAGAAGCCGGUCCACAGUUGCCACAUCCCAGGCUGUGGGAAGGUGUAUGGCAAGGCCUCCCACCUCAAAGCCCACCUGCGCUGGCACACUGGCGAGAGGCCCUUUGUUUGCAACUGGCUGUUCUGCGGGAAGCGCUUCACCCGCUCGGACGAACUGGAGAGGCAUGUGCGCACCCACACGCGGGAGAAGAAGUUCACCUGUCUACUUUGCAACAAGCGUUUCACGCGCAGUGACCACCUCUCAAAGCACCAGAAGACCCAUGCGGAUUCUGCAAUGCAGGGGAAAGCUGUAGCUGUGGAGGGAGACACAGAUCCUCGGAGUGAAGAGACCACAGAGCUUAACACCGGCGCUGUACCCACCAAUCCUGUGACAGACCAAAUCACCAACGGAGAUGAGAAGACUGGCACACCUAAUGGAGUGGAGAACAGCAGUGGACUGUUGGAGAUUUAACUUCAUUAAGUCUUCUAUCUAAUACUAUUUUGAGACAUGGUGGGUUUGUUUUUUAUGGUGACAAAUUCACCUUUUAAAGAAAAAAAAAGACAGUAUUUUGUGUCAAGACAUACAAAGGAUAUCAGACCAUGUUUGAAAAGACUUGAUAUGAUAAAUGACUGAACAUGUUGCAGGUAGCAGUCACUUCAUUUUAUCUGGACCAAACACACACACACACACACACACACACACACACACAAGCAAAUAUGAGCAAGCCUGCAAACAUACACCUAUGCACAAAUGUAUGCAGACAGACAAACACGCACACACACACACACACACACACACACAAAUAAAAGUAACCAAGCCAGGAUGUACAUGAACACAAAUAUGACAUGCGCAUGUGCACAUACACAUGCACAGAAAUAACUAUGCAAAUGUGCAAGCAUAUAUAAUGCAUCUAUGCAUGCACACACACACACACACACAUACAAGUAAACACACCCAUGCACACAUUUUGUAGCCUAUAGACAUUUUCUGCCUUUCAAAUGAGACAAACCACUGGGGAAAUUUAAUCUGCAAAAGCAGAAGGAAAAGAGCUCUGAAGCCACAAGAGGAAAGUAGUUUUAGAAGGAGACUCAUGGUUAGAAUGAUGGAGUUGAGGGAGCAUUGCAUGCCUACAGAAAAAUCUGAUUUACAGCUGUUCUUUGAUACUUAUUAAUUAUUCUUGAAACAAUCAAUGGACAGUGUUACUUACUGCUUCUUGUUGCCGAAGACAUUUUUUAUGUAAAAAGUUUUUGCAUUUUACUUUUGUUUGCUGUUUGCUUCUUGUCUAAUUUAAUUCCAUAUUUACAUAAAUAAUCUAAUUUAUGUCUUAAAUUAUACGCAUGGAAAAUUAUCUUGGACCCUGCAGGAAAUAUAAUUCCUGAAAUAACGCAAGGUGGUUGAAGCUGGCCAAAAAGAAAAGAAAAUGCAUUAAAUUAAGAUUUUUUUUCUUAUUUAUUAGUUAUAAGGUGGAGUUUGGGGCUAUGUUUUUAAAGAUUUAUUUAUAGAUCUUGAAGUUAGAUGUGCGUGUAAACUAUUUCUAUAUAAUCUUUUAAUUGUGAAGUCUUCCACACCUGGCAAAGUAAUGAUUAAUAAGGGCUCCUCCUUGUUUGUACAUACUAUAUAUUUACAACCGUAUAUAGAUAUUGUUAGGUGUGUUAUUUUUGUACUUUUUUUAAAUGUAUGAUAUAUGUUUUGUGUAACUUUUGACAUUGAAAAAUAUCUCUCUAUGUUGCAUCAGUUAAAACAAACCUAAACAUUAGAGCUUAAUUUGUUGAUCAUGUUGUUGUUACUUAUGGUAGAAUUUAACUACCACUGUUUACUGAUUUGUUGUGAAAAAAAGGUAUAGUAUACUGUAAAAAGUGAUAAAGCAUUAAACCUUGUAAAAGGUAAACAUGUUGUAAAAGUUGUGGUGUGGAAUCAUGACAAUUUUGGUGCUUUUAAAAGUAAAGAAAUUUCAAACGCA
Molecule: messenger RNA, 2949 nt
Organism: Micropterus salmoides (largemouth bass)
Lineage: Eukaryota; Metazoa; Chordata; Actinopteri; Centrarchiformes; Centrarchidae
Gene: sp7
Product: Sp7 transcription factor
Exons: 2
Coding region: 78-1460 (460 amino acids)
Biological process (GO): regulation of transcription by RNA polymerase II
Molecular function (GO): DNA-binding transcription factor activity, RNA polymerase II-specific; RNA polymerase II cis-regulatory region sequence-specific DNA binding
Source: RefSeq, a predicted model, not a curated record